GGGAGUCAAAUUUACCAACACAAUGAGUAAAGAACACCAAAUGGCUCAGCAUUUUGUACAGUGCCAACUCUGUACAAAUAACGUUCAAUUUCUAUGUAAACCUUGUAAUAUUAAACUUUGUGAAAAUUGUGUGGGCGGUCAUCUACAAAAUAAGACCCCGGAAGCUCAUAGAUUCAUUCAUUAUCACAAGUUCCGAGGACAAAAAUCAGUAAUGGACGAACCGGAAAUUCUUGCCGUUAUCACAUGCCCCUAUAACAAUAUGCUGGAUAUAACACGACAAGGAGACAGCUAUUUUUAUGUUUGUAGCACACUCAGUCGCCACAUUUCUAAACACGAUUUCAGACAAAAUCUGGCAACAGACAGCAUCCUUGCAGAUUUGUGGCCCCGACGACUGGCAAUUUUUGGAAAUAAUAUCAUAUAUACAGAACGGAACAAUAAUGCUGUUAACAAAGUUACGGACAAGGAUGGAACUCAGAUUCUUUUUAGUACUGGUGAUUGGAAUGUACAUGGAAUAGCAUGUACUGGGUCUGGAAAUAUUCUCCUAGGUUUACACAAAAUAAAAGUUGGAAAGCUCGCAGUAUUUGAUAUUAAAGGAAAUGUGCUCAAAGAAGUCGAAUCAAACAAUGGGAACCCCUUAUAUACAAAUCCUUAUUACGUCACAGAAAAUACAAAUGGCGACUUGUGUGCAGCAGACAUUGUACUUGCUUCCGUGAUCGUUGUAGACAACACUGGCUUGUUCCGGUUCUCCUAUACUGGAAAUCCGUCAAUUGCUAAAGGAUUCGAUCCACAUGGCGUUGCUGCUGACAGUCAAUCAAAUCUUGUCAUUGCUGAUUGGAUAACACGGAAGUUGCAUCUUAUUGACGAAAAUGGAUAUUUCUUACGUUGUUUUGAUUUCUUUGUCAGUGAGUAUAUGUCAGAGAUGCCUACCGGUGUUUGCAUUGAUCAAGAUGAUUUACUCUUUGUCUGUGGAUACGAUAGUGUAAAGGUCAAGGUCAUGAAAUACUUGCAUUAAAAGUCGAUGCGUUCUCAGUCAGUGGCGGAUCCAGCAAUGUGAAGGGGUUUGCCAAGCUCUUACAGUGAAAGGCAUCAUUAUAGUGUAUCUUUUUUAUGAUUUGACUUGCCAUUCGAACCGUAGACUUUGUCUUGAUUAAUGUAACGUUUUACAUCCACAAUUAAAUUCAGUUUCACAAAGUUAUUCUUUAGCCAGUGAGUUGAAAAUACCUGUAAAUCUUCAACGCUAAGCAAGCUUGAUCCGCCAAUGAUCGUUGAUGGUACCAGCAGCAGAUGCUUAAUCUUUCAAGCUCUUCUUGAUAAGAAAUCAAAUUUACAAUAAUAAUGAGUUUUAAUAUAAUAAUACACGAAGGAAAUGACACAACGAAAGAUUUCCAAGAACAAUUAAAAAAGAAAUUAUAUAUCUGUGUUACAGUGUGUUACGAAUGUCUCCAGUAUAUCGUUAUGAU
Messenger RNA from Saccostrea echinata, 1460 nucleotides. Its product is annotated as tripartite motif-containing protein 2-like. Lineage: Eukaryota; Metazoa; Mollusca; Bivalvia; Ostreida; Ostreidae. Bases 23 to 1012 code for a protein of 329 amino acids. The transcript has a single exon. The record is from RefSeq and is a predicted model, not a curated record.